AUCCCGUACAUCUCUAGGAUGAACCUAACCCGCAGCGAAUCCGCGCUCUGGCCCUCCGCGUGAUGACCUCCAUCCGCGUGCCGGACAUCUGGCAACUGCAGUUAAUGGCGGUGAAGAACUGCGUGGUGGACAGCGUUCCGUUCGUCCGCAAGAUCGCUGCGCACUCGCUGCUGAAGCUCUACCAAUGGGACCCUUCGCAAGAAGAGAGCGUGAUCGCCAUUCUGAAGGUGCUGCUGCGCGAAGUGAACGCCUUGGUGUUCAGCAGCGCGAUCAUCGCCUACAGCGAGAUCUGCCCCACUCGCUACGAGCUUCUCUACCCCUGCUACCGUCGCAUGCUGGACAUGCUGCCCAUGAUGGACGAGAGCGCGCAGGUGGUGGCGCUCACCGUGCUCAUGAAGUUCGCUCGCACGCAGUUCCUCCAGCCGAAGGCCUCCGACCUGCUCGACGUGGAGCGCGUGGUGAAGAAGCCGAUCGUGGCGCAGGCGACGACGAAGGCCGCGAAGAAGGAGGCGGCCAGCAAGGCCGCGAAGAAGCUGGAUGCUUUUUAUGGAGACGAGGACGACGAAUCCUAUUCCUACAGCGAGAGCGAGAGCCAAUCCGAGCCCGAGCCGGAGCCCGCCGCGGCGGAGGCCAAGCCGCAGAGCGAGCAGUCUGCGGAAGCCGCGCCGGCGAAGGUGGACGAGGACUUGGUGCGCUUGCUGCAAGUGGCCAUGGAGCAGCUGGAGUCGAUCAACAGCUCGGUGGUGCUGGCCGCCGCGUCGCUGCUGCUGCAUUUGGCCCCCGAGGACACGUCCUUCGUGACCAAGAGCGUGGACGCGAUGGUCCAUCUCCUCAACCGCAACGCGCGCUACAGCUUCUUCGUCCUCGACGCCAUCGACGAGCUCUCCGCGCUCUACCCCGACUACUUCCAGCCAUGGAUUCAAUGGUUCUUCCCGCGGAUCUCCGAGCCCGGCUUCGUGAUCUCGCAGAAGACGCGCAUUCUCUGCCGUCUCAUCAACGAGGACUCGGUCGCCCAGGUGCUGAAAGCGCUGCAGCCCUUCGCCGUCCAUCCCUCCAGCGACGUCGUCGUCAACCUCAUCCAGACGCUGCUGGUGAUCGCGCAGCGCCACGCGCCGUCUGCGAAGCUGUGUCUGCGCGUGUUCGUGCAGCUGUUGGAGGUGCGCGCGAGCGACGACACGAUCGUGCACGCGAGUUUGAUGGGCAUCGACCGCUUGCUGCCCAUUUUAGAUGACGCGGCGAAGCGCGAGGCGCUGCUCUGGGUGAUCAAAACGGUGCUGAAGCACGAGGGAAGCGACGUGUGCGACGGACUGCUCGAUCUGCUGCUGCGCCACGGCGACUGCGUGGUUCCGCAGACCGAGGAGGUGUGUCGAAUCAUGACGCAGCGCUACGCGACGCUGUCGCAGUCGACGCGUCUGACGCUGCUUCUCUUGCUGGUGAAGCUGGUGCGGAUCGACUCGGAGAACGAGCAGAUCCGCAAGAUGUUCGACUACGUGCUGGAGCUCAACGCGAAGGACAUCGACGUGGAAGUGCGCGUGCAGGCGCGGAACAUCCGAGCCGUACUUUGCUGUCUCCCAUCCACUCACCCCCAGCUCUUCACCUCGGAGAACCCCGCCGUGGAGGCGAUUCUGGACAAGAUCACGAAGCCCGACAAUCGUCCCAACGAGUAUCUCUCCGAGUGCCAUCUCUCCGACUACUACCUCGGCUCGCUCUCUCUCGCCGUAGGCUUCUCUCUCUCGUCUCUCGCUCACGCACAGCUCAACGAGAACUUCCACGGAUUCGUCCCGCUGCCCGACUGGACCGACACGCCCGUGCCCGGCGAACUGCGCGACCCCGCGGCCAUCGAGGCCAAGCAGCGCGCCGAGGAAGAGGCCAAGGAGCGCGAGCGACGCGCCAAGGAAAAGGCGGAGCGCGCGAAGGCGAAGGCGAAGACCGGAAAGGCGAUCAAGAAGGAGGUGGAAGAAGAGUAUUCGGAUUAUUCGUAUUCGGAUUAUUCGUACUCCGAUGAGGAAGAAGGAAAGGCGAAGCCCAAAGAUGGCAAGGCGAUCAAGAAGGAGGUGGGAGAGUACUCGGAUUACUCGUACUCGGAUUACUCGUAUUCGGAUGAGGAAGAAACCAAGGAGAAGAAGAAGAAGGAAGAAGAAGAAAAGCCGAAAAAGAAGGAGGAAGGAGAGGAAAAAACAACCAAGAAGGAUGAUGAGAAGCCGAAGGAGAAAGCUAAAGAGAGCAAGGAAGAGUACUCGGAUUAUUCGUACUCGGACUACUCGUACUCGGAUGUUUAA
Messenger RNA from Blastocystis hominis, 2279 nucleotides. RefSeq lists its product as hypothetical. Gene Ontology annotation, cellular component: membrane coat. The coding region runs from base 63 to 2279 and encodes 738 amino acids. NCBI's taxonomy places the organism in Eukaryota, Bigyra, Opalinata, Blastocystidae. The transcript is spliced from 4 exons. Gene Ontology annotation, biological process: vesicle-mediated transport; intracellular protein transport. The record is from RefSeq and is a predicted model, not a curated record.